Messenger RNA from Anopheles coustani, 13515 nucleotides. It is a transcript of the gene Dhc93AB, whose product is annotated as dynein beta chain, ciliary. The coding region runs from base 1 to 13449 and encodes 4482 amino acids. Gene Ontology annotation, cellular component: dynein complex. The record is from RefSeq and is a predicted model, not a curated record. Gene Ontology annotation, biological process: microtubule-based movement. NCBI's taxonomy places the organism in Eukaryota, Metazoa, Arthropoda, Insecta, Diptera, Culicidae. Gene Ontology annotation, molecular function: ATP binding; minus-end-directed microtubule motor activity; dynein intermediate chain binding. The transcript is spliced from 26 exons.
AUGGAAGGAGCCGGAGGAAGUAGCAACUCUGACCCACGCUUCGAGUUUCUUGGAUCAUUCGUCCAGAAAACAUUGAAGCUGAAACCAGAGAAAUGGCACCGUUUAGUGACCCUAGAGGAGCACAAGGCAGUUCUGAAAGAAUUCUUUGACAAUGCACAGACUGUCGUGAUGAUUAUUAUUCUCACACCAUCCGCACAACUUAUUCCCCUCGUAAGCUUUCCGAUACAGCAGCUGAAGAAUAAAGGAGUCUACUUUGUGAAGAAAAAUCCGAUGGAGGUACCCCGCGACGGAUGCAAAGAUGUGCUCGUAGUGGGGGAUCUUGCCACGCGUACCAUCGACCAGCUAUCCUGCCUCGUGGAUGAGGUGUUUGUGCCGCUUCUCUCGAACUCGGACAAUCACCUUGGCUGGCCGGAGAUGGUCGCACAGGACGUACAAAAGCAGGUUCACAGUCUUAAGAGCACGGUUUAUCAAGUCCAGGGUCAAGUUAGUGGACAGACCGUUCUACCAAUGCCCGUAGGAGUUGAUAAAUGUGUGCAGACGGCCAAAGAGCUCGUUGUCAACGCAGAAUGUUCGAUUAAUCUCUACCUGAAGAGUGCAAUCGAGGGUGUUGUCAUCAAAUGGGCCACUCAGGUGAACGAUGUCAUGCUGGAGUCAAGUGCAAACGCCUUCAAUGGUGGUCAAAAUCCCGUCCCAUCAGUCGAGAUAAAUUUUUGGAACAAUCGGCUUAAAAAUUUAACCUACAUAUAUGAACAGCUGCGCCAUGAGCGCAUCCGCAGCAUGGCGCUUAUCUUGGAGUACACAGAUAGUGCCUACUAUCCGUGUUUCAAAACACUUUUCAAAAAUGUUGUUACAGCUUUGGCGGAAGCACGAGAUAUAACACUCUAUCUAAAUCCUCUCACAAGACACUUUCAACAGUUGGAAGACACCGAAUUUUCAGAGUGCAAAGUAUUACUUAAGCCGUUACUACACGUAGUAUGUUUAAUUUGGUCGAAUUCACUUUACUAUUGCCACUCGGCCAAAUUGAUAGUGCUUCUGCGACAAAUAUGUAACCUGAUUAUUCAACAGGCAAAGCGAUUUCUGGAUCCAUCAUCAAUCUUCCAUAGUGAUAUCGAUGAGGCGAUGCAGCGAAUAUCGUUAUCGAUACAAAUCUUAAAAUACUUUCGCACCGUGUACGACGAGUACAAGGAUAAUAUUGCACCUUUCUUUCAAGAACGUCCGGUAGUGAAUUGGACCUUCCACCCGAACGCCGUCUUCGAGCGGUACAAUGCGUUCCUGGAUCGUCUCUUUACCAUACAGUGGUUUUUCAAUACCGUGAUUGAAUUUCUCAAGCUUGAGAAGGUCGAGAUCGGCGGCCUGAAGGGACGUGCACUGAGCGCACGUAUUACAGGCGUCUCGGUUGAGUUCAACCAAUGUUUCUCCCUGUUUGCAUCGAAAACAUACGACGUGCUCGAUCCGGAUGAUCCGACGUUCAAGGAAGAUUUCGUAAAGUUCCAGGAUCGCAUAUUGGAGUUGGACCUUAAGCUGGCGGCCAUUCUUUGCCAGGCUUUUGAUGAUUGUCAUAAUCUUGAGAGUGUGUUUAAGUUGAUCAGCAUCGUUGGGACCGUAUUGGAUCGUCCAAAAAUCAAGGAAGAGUUUACCAAUAAAUACAGACAAAUUUUGCUUAUGAUCGACGAGGAGUUGAGUACCUGCGAAAAUAUUUAUGCCCAGCAGAUGGAGCAUUACCGUAAAGAAGGAUACAUUUUCGUAGACCGCAGUGCUCCACCCGUUACCGCUGCACUACGCUGGGUACUUCAGCUGACAAAUAGAAUAACGUCGCCGAUCAAACAAUUUCAAACGUUGCAACAUCCGGUGGUUCAAUCGGACGAAGGCGCGUCACUGAUAAAACGCUUCGAAAUUCUGAUUGCCAAGCUGAAGGAAUUUGAACGGUCCAUUUUCGAGGGCUGGGCCACGGAGGUGCCGGAAACGAUUGAGGUCCAUCUGGACAAACCGCUAAUUAUAAGAAAGAAAAAUUCCGCCGAAUUGACGCUCAACUUCAGUCCACAGCUGUUUGCCAUCCUUCGAGAGGUCCACUAUCUGCGGCUGAUGGAGAAAGCCGACAUUCCACAGCGUGGGCUGGAGUUUUCUGACAAAAGCGAAAUAUUCCGAUCGUACACGCUGAACCUCGAGAAAACCGUCGACUGGUACAACAAGAUACGCAAAAACUGUACCAAAGUGGAACUCGAGCUGAUCAAGGGCGAAAUCGAGCACAUCGACGCCCUGCUCGAGCGGGCAAUUAAUGAGCUUACGUGGAACUCGGAGGACAUCCAGGAGUACAUGAUGCAGAUCCGUGGUCCGGUCGAGCAGCUGCAGAAGCGAAUGCAAAGCAUCCAGAACAAUUUGCAAGAGAUUCGCACGACCAUGUCAGCCUGGGCGAAGCUGCCACUGUUCGAAAGAAAGGACUCGAAGAAGGAUACGGUGCUGUGCCUGGAGGAACGGAACGAUCGCAAAACUAAGCGAUAUGGUGAGCUCGAGGCGGCCGCUAUUAAAGUUCAUCAACUGCUCGACACUAACAUGAAACUCUUCGGCAUGGAGGAAAACCAGGAGGACAACAAUUGGGUCGAGUAUGUGAAGUUCGUCGACAACAUCGUGAACGAUAAUUUACUUUUCAUGAUCGGAAUCAGCAUCGGCUACCUGGCGGAGAACAUGGACGUUUCCAAUAAUCUGGCACCUUUGUUUGAAUCACGUUUGGAGCUCUUAGAGCCACAGCUUGUAUUUGUACCCUCACUAAACCCGAACGAUGUGAACGGGUUCAACGCACUUCUAGCUGGAUUGGUUAACGAUAUAACGUACAUGUCGUCGUUGAUCCCGCGUUUGCUCAAAACGGCCAACAAAACGUACGAGCAGAUCAUCACGAAGAACAACGACAUCCAGGAGAUGAAGGUGGAAAUUCUCCAAGGCGUUGAUAAGGUCAUACAGGAAGCGGCCGAGUUCUGUGGAGACUUCGAGCGAUACUCCUACCUGUGGCUGGAGGACCGUGAGUAUAGUAUGGAAACGUUCCUGGAGUACGGGCGCCAGCUGGAGGCGGACGAGAUCGAAUUGAUCAUCAAUAAGGACCCGGAUGCACCGAAACCCUGUCCGCCAACUAUUGAAGCGUUCCGUGAGCAGAUCGAUCACUACGAGUCACUGUACCAGGAGAUAGAAAAAAUUGAGCCAUUCCAGAUAUUCAAUUCCUGGUUCCAAGUGGACGUGCGCCCGUUCCGGCAGUCUCUGAUGAACAUCGUGCGCAAGUGGGGAAACAUGUUCAAGGAGCACCUAGUGAACAACGUCACCCAUAGUUUGACCGAUCUUGGUAAUUUCAUCCGCAAAGCCGACGAGGGGCUUCUGCAGGUGGUGAAGGAGGGUGACUACGAGGGACUGGUCAACAUCAUGGCCUACUUGCUGCACGUGAAGGAACGUACAGCCACAACCGACGAGAUGUUCGAGCCGAUGAAGGACACUAUCGAGCUGCUGAAGUACUACGACAUGGAUAUCCCGGAGGAGGUGAACGUUUACCUUCAGGAACUGCCGGAGCAGUGGGCAAAUACGAAGAAGAUCGCGCUUACGGUGAAACAGCAGGUGGCCCCACUACAGGCCAACGAGGUGGUAGGCAUUCGGAAUCGCAUUGGAAUGUUUGACGUCCACAUUACCGUUUUUCGCGACGUGUUUCGCACCUACGAGUUCUUCAAGUACGAUUGCCUCGAACCGUACAUUCUGCUCGAUCGUAUUGAUGGGGACGUCAAUCGACUCGAGAAGGAUAUGUCAGACAUUCAAGAGUCUGGCAGCUUGUUUGAGGUUACCGUACCAGAAUUUAAGCUCCUACGUCAAUGUCGCAAAGAGAUGAAGAUGUUGAAGCAACUUUGGGACUACGUUUUCAUCGUGCGCACCAGCAUCGAGGACUGGAAAACAACACCGUGGCGUAAAGUGGACGUUGAAAACAUGGACAUCGAGUGCAAAAAGUUCGCAAAGGACAUCCGCUUACUUGACAAGGAAAUGCGUCCGUGGGACACCUACAUCACGUUGGAGUCGACAGUCAAGAAUAUGCUUACAUCGCUUCGUGCUGUGGGCGAGCUGCAGAAUCCAGCCAUCCGAGAGCGCCAUUGGAAUCAACUCAUGUCCUCCACUAAGAGUUUAGCAAAUCUACCACCCGAAAUUACAGUUACAUUCAUAAUGGAUAAAAAUACCACGUUGUCCGAUCUGUUGGCACUGAAUCUACACGAGUGCGAAGAGGAGGUAAAAAAUAUCGUCGACAAGGCCGUCAAAGAAAUGUCCAUGGAGAAAAUCCUACGCGAUCUUAACACAACCUGGUCAAUGAUGGAGUUCGAACAUGAAACACACGUCCGAACCGGUUGCUCGCUACUGAAAGCUUCUGAGGAGCUCAUCGAAACCCUUGAAGAGAACCAAGUUGUACUGCAAAAUCUAAUCACCUCCAAGUUUAUCGCGCACUUUCUGGAAGAGGUGUCCGAAUGGCAAAAGAAACUCACCACAGCCGACCAGGUGAUAACGGUGUGGUUCGAGGUUCAGCGUACCUGGGCCCAUCUGGAGUCAAUCUUUAUGAGCUCGGACGACAUCCGGAUGCAGCUGCCCGUCGAUUCGGAACGGUUCGAUAAUAUCGAUGCCGAGUUUAAGAUCAUGAUGGAAGAAAUGUCCAAAACAUCCAACGUGAUACACGCCACGAACAGGGAGGGUUUGGUGGAAAAACUGGACACCCUGCAGAGCCAACUGGCACUGUGCGAGAAAGCGUUGGCAGAGUAUCUCGAAACGAAGCGCCUCUACUUUCCGCGCUUCUACUUCGUUUCAUCGGCGGAUUUGCUGGACAUUCUCAGCAACGGCAAUCGGCCGGAGGUUGUGUGCAAGCAUCUGACCAAACUGUUUGACUCGAUCGCAAAGCUCAAACUGGAGUCCAACGAUGACGGCCAUACGAAGAAAGCUCUCGGCAUGAUAGCAAAGGACACGGAGUAUGUUAAAUUUUUCGAAUCGUGCAACUGUACCGGCGCUGUUGAAGUAUGGUUAAACCGUGUGCAAAUUGCAAUGCGAUCGUCCUUGAGAAGCUACAUCGCCGAAGCCGUGGUAGCGUACGAGGAAAAACAACGCGAACAUUGGCUUUUCGAUUACCCUGCGCAGGUUUCCCUCUGUGGUACGCAAAUUUGGUGGACGACCGAGGUCAACAUUGCCUUCAGUCGCCUCGAGGAGGGCUACGACAACGCCAUCAAGGACUACUACAAGAAGCAAAUCUCUCAGCUCAGCACACUGAUCACGCUGCUGCUUGGGGAGUUGACGCGCGGCGAUCGACAAAAAAUUAUGACCAUCUGCACGAUCGACGUGCACUCGCGGGACGUCGUGAGCAAGCUGAUCCAAUCGAAGGUCGAGUUCGCGUCCGCAUUCCAGUGGCAAUCGCAGCUACGCCAUCGCUGGGACGACGGGGAAAAGGAUUGCUUCGCGAACAUCUGUGACGCACAGUUCUGCUACAGCCACGAGUAUCUGGGUAACACGCCACGUCUGGUCAUUACGCCGCUUACCGAUCGGUGCUACAUAACGCUUACCCAAUCGCUCCACUUGGUCAUGGGUGGUGGCCCAGCUGGCCCAGCCGGCACAGGGAAAACGGAGACCACCAAGGAUCUGGGACGAGCGCUCGGCAUUAUGGUGUACGUAUUCAACUGCUCCGAACAGAUGGACUACAAAUCUUGCGGUAACAUCUACAAGGGCUUGGCACAGACCGGAGCUUGGGGUUGCUUCGAUGAGUUCAACCGUAUUUCCGUCGAGGUCCUGUCCGUGGUAGCGGUCCAGGUGAAGUCCGUUCAGGACGCCAUCCGCGAUAAAAAGUCCAAGUUCGACUUUAUGGGAGAAUUUAUUGCCUGCGUGCCAACGGUGGGUAUAUUCAUUACCAUGAAUCCGGGCUAUGCCGGACGCACAGAAUUGCCCGAGAAUUUGAAGGCCCUAUUUCGUCCUUGCGCCAUGGUGGUACCCGAUUUUGAAUUAAUUUGCGAGAUCAUGUUGGUCGCUGAGGGUUUCCAGGACGCCCGUGUCUUGGCUCGUAAAUUCAUCACACUCUACACGCUGUGUAAAGAGUUACUCUCCAAGCAGGACCAUUACGAUUGGGGUCUACGUGCCAUCAAAUCUGUACUCGUAGUUGCUGGUUCGCUGAAACGCGGAGAUCCUGGACGCCCGGAGGAGGAAGUGCUGAUGCGAGCUCUUCGUGACUUCAACAUUCCCAAAAUCGUAACUGAUGAUAUGCCUGUAUUUAUGGGUUUGAUCGGUGAUCUGUUCCCAGCGCUCGACGUGCCGCGAAAGCGCGAUCUGGAAUUUGAGAAAACCGUCAAACAGGCUACACUUGACCUGGCCCUGCAGCCAGAGGACAAUUUCAUCCUCAAAGUGGUUCAAUUGGAGGAACUGCUAGAGGUGCGGCAUUCCGUGUUCAUUGUCGGAAACGCCGGUACCGGGAAAACCCAAGUCUGGAAGACGCUUUACAAAACCUACCAGAACAUCAAAAAGAAACCGAUCUUCAACGAUCUUAACCCAAAAGCAGUAACCAACGAUGAGCUCUUCGGUAUAAUCAAUCCGGCGACGCGCGAAUGGAAGGACGGCUUGUUUUCGGUCAUUAUGCGUGACCAGGCGUCGCUCAGUGGGGACAAUCCAAAGUGGAUCAUCUUGGACGGCGAUAUCGAUCCCAUGUGGAUCGAAAGCUUAAACACGGUCAUGGACGACAACAAGGUUCUGACGCUGGCCUCAAACGAGCGCAUCGCGCUCACGCCGUACAUGCGCUUGAUCUUUGAAAUUUCCAAUCUACGCACGGCCACACCCGCGACAGUGUCGAGAGCAGGCAUUCUAUACAUCAACCCGCAGGAUCUUGGAUGGAAUCCGUAUGUUACAAGUUGGAUUGAAACGAGAACUAUUCCCGCGGAAAAAUCCAACCUGGUCAUUCUCUUCGACAAGUACAUCCCAGCGUGCCUGGACAAUAUUCGAACGCGCUUCAAAAAAAUCACCCCGGUCGCCGAGAUGGCCCACAUACAAAUGCUGUGUCACUUAUUGGAGUGUCUACUGAUUCCAACCAAUACUCCAGCAGAUUGUCCCAAGGAGUGGCAUGACCUAUAUUUUGUGUUCUCGUGCGUUUGGGCAUUCGGUUCGGCUAUGUUUCAGGAUGCGGCCAUUGACUACCGCAUCGAGUUCAGCAAAUGGUGGGUGAACGAGUUUAAGACCGUCAAGUUCCCGCCGAAUGGAACCGUGUUUGAUUACUUCAUCGAUACGGAGACGAAACAGUGGACCCCGUGGACGGAGAUACUGCCCAAGUUCGAGAUGGACUGCGAUCAGCCCUUGCAGGCGGUACUGGUGCACACCUCCGAGUCUAUACGCUUGCGGUUCUUUCUGGAUCUGCUCAUGGAUCGGGCACAUCCGGUGAUGCUGGUCGGCAUUGCCGGCUGCGGGAAGACGGUCGUAGUGAACGAGAAGCUCGGCAGCCUCUCGGAGAACUACGCCAUCGCAAACAUCCCGUUCAAUUUUUACACCUCCUCGGAGAUGCUGCAGAAGGUGAUGGAGAAACCAUUGGAGAAGAAAGCUGGACGGAACUAUGGUCCGCCCGGUAGCAAGACUCUAAUUUACUUCAUCGACGAUAUGAACAUGCCGGAAGUGGACGCUUACGGCACUGUCCAACCGCACACGCUGAUUCGGCAACAUCUCGACUACAGCCAUUGGUACGAUCGGAACAAGUUAACGCUCAAAGACAUCCACAAUUGUCAGUACGUGUCGUGCAUGAAUCCGACUUCCGGCAGCUUCACCAUCAAUCCCCGACUUCAGCGACACUUUUGCGUGUUCGCGGUCAGCUUCCCGGGCUCCGACGCCGUCACCACGAUCUACCACUCGAUUUUGGUCCAACACUUUACGAAUGCUGAACAAAAGUUUAACAUAGCUGUAACUAAAAUAUCACAAAAUAUUGUCGCAGCAAGCUUGGCACUACACACUAAAGUGGCACAAGUGUUUUUACCGACGGCCAUCAAGUUUCACUACGUUUUCAACCUGCGCGACCUGACGAACGUCUUUCAGGGUUUACUAUUUAGUACCAACGAUUGUCUGGUUUCGUCGAGCGAUUUCAUCCGACUGUGGCUUCAUGAAACGCAGCGUGUGUACGGCGACAAGCUGCUGGAUGAUAAGGACAUCGACAGCUUCACCAAGAUGCAGAACGAUCUGGUGAAGAAGUCGUUCGAAGAGAUUGACGAAUCGAUUGUCUUCGACAAGCCGAACAUUUACUGCCACUUUGCCGGUGGCAUUGGCGAGCCCAAGUACAUGCCCAUUACCGACUGGGGCGUGCUGACGAAGCUUCUGCAGGAAGCGAUGAUGUCAUACAACGAUCUGAUUUCGGCCAUGAAUUUGGUGCUCUUUGAAGACGCCAUGAUGCACGUGUGCAGAAUCAACCGAAUAUUGGAGUCGCCUAGAGGUAGCGCCCUGCUGGUGGGUGUAGGUGGCAGUGGAAAACAAUCCCUGAGUCGAUUGGCCGCCUUCAUCUCCAGUUUGGAAGUGGCCCAAAUACAGCUUAAGAAAGGCUACAGUGUCAUUGACCUUAAGAAUGAACUCUCCGGAUUGUACAUGAAGGCCGGCAUGAAAAACGUCGGUAUUAUGUUCCUCAUGACAGACGCCCAGAUAUCGAACGAAAUCUUCCUAGUCAUAAUCAAUGAUCUGCUUUCGUCGGGUGAAAUAGCAGACCUUUUCCCCGAUGACGAGGUGGAAAACAUCAUCUCCGGCGUGCGGAACGAGGUGAAGGGUGCCGGACUGGUGGACACGCGUGAGAACUGCUGGAAGUUCUUCAUCGAUCGCGUGCGGCGUCAGCUGAAGGUGGUGCUCUGCUUCUCGCCGGUCGGUGCGACAUUGCGUGUACGUUCCCGGAAGUUUCCCGCCAUCAUCACGUGCACCCAGAUCAAUUGGUUCCACGAGUGGCCCCAGGAAGCCCUGAUGUCCGUAUCGUUGAGGUUCUUACAGGAUCUGACGGUUUUACCAGCCGAAUGCAAGGACUCAAUUGCGCGCUUCAUGGCAUACGUACACACAUCGGUAAACUCGAUGUCGAAGGUAUAUCUGCAGAACGAACGGCGCUAUAACUACACCACGCCCAAGUCAUACCUGGAGCAGAUCAGUCUGUAUGACAAACUGCUGAAGGAAAAGCAUGGAGAGCUUCGGAAGAAGGUGGAGCGGUUGGAGAAUGGGCUGGAGAAGCUGAGAAACACCGCCGAUCAAGUGGCGGCCCUGAAGCAAAAGCUGGCCGUGCAGGAGAUCGAACUCAAGGAGAAGAAUGACGCCGCCGAUGCGCUGAUCGAAAUAGUCGGCAUUGAGACGGAAAAGGUCCAGACGGAGAAGGCCAUCGCCGACGAGGAGGAACAGAAGGUAGCAAUCAUCGCCGAGGAGGUCGCCAAAAAGCAGCGUGAUUGUGAGGAAGAUUUAGUGAAAGCUGAACCAGCUUUGCAAGCAGCUCAGGAAGCGCUUAACACGCUGAACAAAGCCAACCUGACUGAGCUGAAAUCGUUCGGUUCCCCGCCGGGUGCGGUGACGAAUGUCACUGCCGCUGUCAUGGUACUGUUGGCUCCGAACGGAAAAAUUGCAAAAGAUCGCAGCUGGAAAGCAGCGAAAAUUACGAUGGCCAAGGUCGAUACGUUUUUGGAUGCGUUGAUUAACUACGACAAGGAACAUAUACACCCUGAGAUCAUUAAAGCUAUUCAGCCCUAUUUGAAAGAUUCGGAGUUCGAGCCAGACUUUGUCCGUUCGAAGUCUGCCGCUGCUGCUGGCCUUUGCGCAUGGGUUAUUAAUAUCAUCAAAUUCUACGACGUCUACUGUGACGUUGAGCCUAAACGACGUGCCCUGGCAGCGGCUAACGCUGAGCUCACUGCAUCGCAAGAAAAACUUGCCAACAUUAAGCGUAAAGUAUCGUCGCUUGAGGAACAACUGGCCAAGCUUACUGCAGACUUCGAGAAGGCCACCGCCGACAAGCUACGAUGUCAACAGGAAGCCGAUGCCACCCAGGCUACGAUUCAGCUGGCCAACCGUCUUGUAGGAGGACUCGCCAGUGAAAAUGUCCGCUGGGCCGAGGCCGUUGCAGAAUUUAUGCAGCAGGCUACCACAUUGCCGGGUGACAUUUUGCUUGUGACCGCGUUCAUCUCGUACGUCGGGUGCUUUACAAAACAGUUUCGCCUAGACAUGAUGAACAAAAUGUGGCUACCGUUUUUGCGUGGGCUUGAACCGGCAGUCCCGAUCACAGACAGCCUUGAUCCGCUGCGCCUACUUACCGACGAUACGCAGAUUGCCACCUGGCAGAACGAGGGCCUACCGAGCGACCGAAUGUCUAUCGAGAACGCGACCAUACUGAGCAACUCCGAUCGCUGGCCCCUGAUGAUCGAUCCGCAGCUGCAAGGCAUUAAAUGGAUCAAGCAAAAGUAUGGCGACACGCUCAAAGUUAUUCGUUUGGGUUCCAAGGGUUACUUGGAGGUGCUGGAGAAAGCUCUCGCAAAGGGUAGCACAGUGUUGAUUGAGAACAUCAGCGAAAAUGUCGAUCCCGUGCUGGAUUCACUGCUUGGGCGUAAUCUCAUCAAGAAAGGACGGGCCAUAAAAAUCGGUGACAAGGAAGUUGAGUACAACCACAAAUUUCGACUUAUCCUACACACCAAGCUGGCCAACCCGCACUACAAACCGGAAAUGCAGGCGCAAACCACCCUCAUCAACUUUACCGUCACGCGAGAUGGACUCGAGGAUCAGCUGCUGGCGGAGGUUGUCAAAGCGGAACGUCCGGAUCUGGAGGAGCUGAAGGCGGACCUCACCAAGCAGCAGAACGACUUCAAAAUCAUGCUCAAACGGCUCGAGGACGACUUGCUUUCCCGGUUGUCCUCGGCCGGUGGUAACAUUUUGGGUGAUACGGCGCUGGUUGAAAACCUUGAAACCACAAAGAAAACGGCGGCCGAAAUUGAGGAAAAGGUCACCGAAGCAAAAGUUACGUCGAAGGAAAUCGACGAAGCACGCGAACAUUACCGCCCGGCUGCAGCCAGGGCCAGCUUGUUGUACUUCAUCCUGAACGAUCUGAACACCAUUAAUCCGAUCUACCAAUUUUCGCUGAAAGCAUUCAGCGUCGUGUUUCAGAAGGCCAUUUCGAAGGCCGACACGGCCGACGAGGUUCCCCUGCGCGUUCGUAACCUUAUCGAUUGUAUUUCAUUUUCGGUGUUUCAGUAUACCACUCGAGGCCUGUUCGAAUGUGAUAAACUUAUUUUCAUGUCGCAAAUGACAUUCCAAAUUCUACUGAUCAACGAAGAAAUUACUCCGGCAGAACUUGAUUUUUUGCUACGUUUUCCGAUCAAACCGCACGUCACUUCGCCGGUCGAUUUUCUCACCAACGCGGCCUGGGGAGGAAUCUGCAGUCUUGCGUCGAAGGACGAGUUUCGUAAUCUGGAUCGUGAUAUAGAAACGUCGUCGAAACGGUGGAAAAAGCUGAUCGAGUCCGAAUGCCCGGAGAAGGAAAAGUUCCCCCAGGAGUGGAAGAAUAAGACAGCCCUCCAGCGUCUCUGCAUGAUGCGUGCCCUUCGGCCAGAUCGUAUGACCUACGCAAUGACUGAUUUCAUAGAGGAAAAGCUAGGAGCCCGAUACGUCGAGAACCGUACGAUGGAGUUCGCUAAAUCGUUCGAAGAGACCAGCCCGUCCACUCCGAUAUUCUUCAUCCUCUCGCCCGGUGUCAACCCGCUGAAAGAUGUGGAGGCGCUCGGAAAGCAGCUCGGGUUUUCGGCGGACAAUGGAAAUUUCUACAAUGUGUCACUCGGUCAGGGUCAGGAAAUUGUGGCCGAAUCGGCGAUGGAUAAAGCCGCUUCGAACGGCCACUGGGUGAUCCUGCAGAACAUCCAUCUGGUGAAAAAGUGGUUACCGGCGCUCGAGAAAAAGCUAGAGUUCUACUCCGAAGGUUCGCACGACAACUAUCGUGUGUUUAUGAGUGCGGAGCCGGCCGCUACCGCCGCGGCUCACAUCAUUCCCCAGGGAAUUCUGGAAUCGUCGAUUAAGAUCACUAACGAGCCGCCGACCGGCAUGCAGGCAAACAUCCACAAAGCACUGGACAACUUCACCCAGGAAACGUUGGAGAUGUGCGGCAAGGAGGCGGAGUUUAAGGUGAUCUUGUUUUCCUUGUGCUAUUUCCACGCGGUCGUCGCGGAACGGCGCAAAUUUGGCCCGCAGGGUUGGAACAAAAUCUACCCUUUCAACGUGGGUGAUCUCAAUAUAUCGGUGUCGGUAUUGUACAACUAUCUAGAGGCGAACACGAAGGUCCCCUGGGAGGAUCUACGCUACCUGUUCGGCGAAAUCAUGUACGGUGGCCACAUCACGGACGACUGGGACCGUCGUACCUGCAUCACCUACCUGGAGGAGCUGAUGCAGCCGGAUCUAGUGGAUGGCGAGCUGUUUCUGGCCCCUGGUUUCGCGGCUCCACCAAACACCGAUUACACCGGAUAUCACGCGUACAUCGACGAGGCAAUGCCUCCGGAAUCACCUUAUCUGUAUGGUUUGCACCCAAAUGCCGAGAUCGGCUUUCUCACUACCACCUCAGAGAAUUUGUUCCGGACGGUAUUCGAGAUGCAGCCGCGUGAUGCUGGAUCCGGCUCCGGCACGACCGUUACCCGCGAGGACAAAGUGAAGCAGGUGCUGGACGAAAUCAUGGAAAAGCUUCCGGAAGAGUUCAACAUGCCGGAGAUUAUGGGCAAGGUGGAGGAACGUACGCCAUACGUGAUCGUAGCAUUCCAGGAGUGCGAACGAAUGAACUACCUUACCGGUGAGAUAAAGAGAAGCUUGAAAGAACUUGACCUUGGUAUGAAGGGGGAACUCACCAUCACGUCCGAUAUGGAAGAGCUGGAGAAUUCACUUUUCCUUGAUCAGGUGCCUCUCGUAUGGGCUUCUCGCGCUUAUCCUUCGCUGCUAGGCCUCACCGGGUGGUUCGUGGAUUUGCUCCUUCGAUUGCGUGAGCUCGAGACUUGGUCGGCAGAUUUUGUGCUCCCCAUUUCCGUAUGGUUGGCUGGGUUUUUCAACCCACAAUCAUUGCUGACAGCCAUCAUGCAGUCGACGGCUAGGAAAAACGAGCUUCCCCUAGACAAGAUGUGUCUGCACUGCGACGUGACCAAAAAGCAAAAGGACGAUUUUUCAGCCGGACCGAGGGAGGGAGCCUACGUCCACGGCAUAUUCAUGGAGGGCGCCCGAUGGGAUGUUCAACAGAGCAUCAUUAUGGAGUCGAAACUUAAGGAGCUCUAUCCGCAAAUGCCAGUCAUAAAUAUAAGGGCUUUAACGCAGGACAAACAGGACCUGCGAAAUAUGUACGAAUGCCCAGUCUACAAAACCCGGACCCGUGGACCAACGUAUAUUUGGACGUUUAAUUUAAAAACCAAGGAUAAACCAGCCAAAUGGACUCUAGCUGGUGUGGCAUUACUGCUACAAGUUUAAAGUGUAUACUUCCUUCGUGUGUGUGUUUGUUUAACUGUUUAGACUAGAUCGAGUGAAUUUCUUUUA